AUGGAGCGUCUUCUCUCAGUGUGGAUAGAGGACCAAAACCAGCGGAACAUACCUCUAAGUUUGCCUGUGAUACAAGCUAAGGCAAAAAGUUUGUAUGACAAAUUAAAGAGAGACCAAGGUGAAGGAUCACAGACAGAGAUGUUCAUGGCAAGUCGGGGAUGGUUUGAUCGGUUCAAGAGGCGCUUCCACCUGCACAACAUGAAGAUGUCCGGUGAGGUGGCUAGUGCCGAUACUGCAGCAGCUGAAAAAUUCCCAGAGUAUCUCAAGAAAAUAAUUGAGGAAGGAGGCUAUUCACCUAAGCAAGUCUUCAAUGUCAAUGAAACAAGUCUCUACUGGAAGAGGAUGCCUGAACGGACUUACAUUUCCCGAGAGGAGAAGACAGCGCCUGGAUUUAAAGCAGCUAAAGCCUGCCUAACCUUGCUUCUAGGUGGUAAUGCUGCUGGAGACAUGAAGAUGAAACCGCUGACAGUGUACCAAUUCGAAACACCACGAGCUCUCAAGGGAUUUUCAAAGGAAGACCUUCCGGUCAUUUGGAGAUCCAAUAAGAAGGCAUGGAUAACUGGAGCUAUUUUUUCAGAAUGGCUGACUCUCUAUGCCAUCCCUGCAUGGAAGGAAUACUGUACCAACGAAAAUCUUGAUUUCAAGAUUUUAUUACUUAUUGAUAAUGCACCAGCUCAUCCAAUCAAUCUGGAUGACCUGUGCGAAAACGUCAAAAUUGUCUUUCUGCCACCUAACACCACAUCACUCAUCCAACCCAUGGACCAAGGAGCCAUCGCUGCGUUUAAGGCAUAUUACUUACGCCGUACUUUCGACCAGCUCAUCAGAGGCACUGAUGGAGAAGGCAAGCCUACGAUUCGGCAAUUUUGGCGUGACUACAACAUCCUCAAGUGCAUCAAUAACAUUGGUGAGUCCUGGGCUGAAGUUACUCAGGCAUGCAUGAAUGGUGUGUGGGGGAAGUUGUGGCCUGAAUGUGUCAAUGACGUAAAAGGAUUUAAAGAUGUUGUUCCUGCUAUGAGGAAAGAUAUUCUCAGCUUGGCCAAGAAAGCGGGUUUUGAUGAGGUGGAAGAAGCCGACGUUACACAACUUCUGCAGUCACAUGGAGAAGAGCUAACCAAUGAAGAUCUGAUGCAACUAGACAUGAUGAGAGCAAUGGAAGACGAGGGCCAAGAAGUAAAAGAAGAACCAACCCAUCGAAAUUUGACUGCCAAACGUCUUUCUGAAGCUUUCCAAAUGAUUGAAGCUGGCUUGCAGAUCCUUAGUGAUGAUGAUCCUGACAGGGAACGCAGCUCCAAA
Terrapene triunguis (Three-toed box turtle) is the source of this 1293-nucleotide messenger RNA. RefSeq names its product tigger transposable element-derived protein 1-like. Gene Ontology annotation, cellular component: nucleus. Gene Ontology annotation, molecular function: DNA binding. Lineage: Eukaryota; Metazoa; Chordata; Testudines; Emydidae. The annotation marks the transcript as partial. The record is from RefSeq and is a predicted model, not a curated record. The transcript has a single exon.